Messenger RNA from Trypanosoma conorhini, 2370 nucleotides. RefSeq names its product cytoskeleton-associated protein CAP5.5. Gene Ontology annotation, biological process: proteolysis. NCBI's taxonomy places the organism in Eukaryota, Euglenozoa, Kinetoplastea, Trypanosomatida, Trypanosomatidae. Gene Ontology annotation, molecular function: calcium-dependent cysteine-type endopeptidase activity. The coding region runs from base 1 to 2370 and encodes 789 amino acids. The record is from RefSeq and is a predicted model, not a curated record. The transcript has a single exon.
AUGGGCUGCUCCGGUUCGAAGGAAAAAAAGGCGCCUCCGGCGGCCCCCGCGCAGCCCGCCCCUGUCGAAAGGAAGGCGCCGCCGCCCGUUGAGGCACCGAAGGAGGUCGUCGUGGCGGUGAAGGAGGAGCCGAAAAAGGAGGCGGCGCCGCCGCCGUGGCUGUCCCGCCUCCUGCGGGUGGAGACGGCGAAGAAGUCUGCCUACAGGUAUGUGAGGUGCGACGUGGAGGGCGCGGCCACCUCCUUCUUCCCCCCACGGGGACUCUGCUACCGUGUUGAGCAGGGCGACACAUGGCUGCUGUACAACGACACACUGAACUACGAGAUGCAUGUGCGUUACCAAUUUAGCCCGGACGCCAACGUUACUCCGCUCGGUCGCGCCACCGCGCAAAGCGAGGAGGACGGCUCGACCGUCGUCUCGGUGGUGGUCUAUCCCCUCGAGACGGUGGAGUUCGUGGGCGGCGAGAAGGGAAGCUACAAGGCGGACGUGUCGGCCCAGGCCCUCUCCGACGAGUACCGGCAGAGCCUGCGGCUCCUCACCAGGGCAGCCACGGAGGAGCUGCAGCGCGUUUCGGAGCUGGCGAGCAGUCCCCUGGACGACGAAGCCCUGCUUUUGAAGUGCCUUGAAGCAACGACCCCGUACGUUGACCUCAGCUUUGCGCCCUCUGAAAGGAUGUUCUGCCGUCCUGACGUAGAUGGCCGCCUUAUUCCGGCGACGGAGCUACGACGGGCGACGGAGUGCCACGGCGUAAACCCGAACGCAGUGGAUGCCAUCCGCGGCGCCGUCAUCCCGCAGUGCGUUGACUCUGGGCUUCUUUGCGAUAACUGGCUCAUGUGCGCCGUGACCGCCCUGGCGGAGGAUGAGGAGCGUGUCAAGGAGAUGUUUGCGCUCUGCACCCCGGCGGAAAAGCGCUUGGGCGCGUAUCGUCUCCUGCUCAACAAGAAUGGCUGGUGGAAGCCGGUCCUGGUAGACGAUUUUCUACCCACCGUGAAUGCUGUGCCGUGCUUCGCACGCGUGCUGGAUGACCCGGCGGAGUUGUGGGUGUCGCUGCUGCAGAAGGCGUACGCCAAGUUGCACGGGUCGUACGCCAGCAUCACAGGCGGGGACGCCGCCCACGCGCUGAGGGACUUCACAGGCGCCCCGUCGUACCGGUUUGACGAGGCCUGGGUGGCCGCCGCCCAGCAGCGGGCGGAGGUGCAGGAGCUGCUGGACAAACUCACACGCCACCUCGAGGAGGGCAACAUGGUCCUUCUCAGCACCCCCGCGGCGACGGGCGCCCAGGAGGGCGCACGCAACGGGCUGAGGGCCGGCUACACGUACUCCCUGAAGGCGGUGCGCCAGUUCCCAGACUCUGGCGUCACGCUGCUAAACCUUCGCAACCCGUGGGAGCCCGCGGAGCCGUGGACAGGGGAGUGGUGCGCGGGCAGCAGCAAGUGGGAAACGCACAAGGAGGUGCGCUCCGGCUGCAACCCGGACUUUUCUGUCAAGGAUGGCUCCUUCUGGAUGGAGUGGGCCGAGGCCGCCAAAGAGUUUGACGGAUGCGGCGUCGUUUUCCUCUCGCGGAAGCCGGUGUACGACUACCGCGUGCGGGGCGAGUUCAGCCACGUGCAGCCUAGCGUCGUCUUCAUGGUGCGUGCCGCCGAGCCCGUAGAGGUGAUGCUCACUCUCACGCAGCAGGACAAACGGGGUGUACCGCUGGGGACGCCGGAGGCGAAGCUCUCGCCCAUGAUGCUCAGCGUUUCACGUGGCGAGGGUAACAAGCAGCGGGUGGACAAGAACAGCUCAGCCGACCCGGAGGCGCCCAGCGAGGCGUUCACCUUUGUCGUUGCCCGCGAAGUCGCCAUGACCUACACCUUUGAGCCGAGUGCGGAGCCGUACUUUGUUGUCCCGCGCAUCCACCGCAAGGGAACCUCGGAGGGGCGGCAGAAGGCGUUCGUCCUCGGCGUGCGCUCCGCCACGCCGCUGGAGGGCAAGCUGGACAUCCAGUUCACCGAACUCGCCGCCACCAACCCCGUCCUGCAGAACCGCGUGCAGUUCGUCGUUGAGGACCCAGAGGAGGUCAUCCGCCCGCUGCAGACGAAACUGCCGGGCGAGGCGGUGGUGACGAGUGCCGGCAGCAGGUUGUCCACGGCGACGAUCCCCGAGCGGCCGCACACGGAGCCGGAGGAGGCGAAAAAAGAAGAAGCGGCGGAGGAGGAGGAACUGGCGGAGGAGGCUGCUGCCGGGAAGGAGGCGGCGGCGGCGGAGGUGGAGGACGCCAACGACAACCCGCCUUUGCCGCACGACGAGCAGGCGGAGGAGGAGCGCCUCAAGAAGGCGAAGAUGAACGGCGCCGUGGACGCCGGCGAGGAGGGCGUGCACGCGGGGUAG